This is a messenger RNA of Etheostoma cragini (Arkansas darter), 2567 nucleotides long. It is a transcript of the gene tinf2, whose product is annotated as TERF1 (TRF1)-interacting nuclear factor 2. The record is from RefSeq and is a predicted model, not a curated record. The transcript is spliced from 10 exons. The coding region runs from base 393 to 2171 and encodes 592 amino acids. Gene Ontology annotation, cellular component: shelterin complex. Lineage: Eukaryota; Metazoa; Chordata; Actinopteri; Perciformes; Percidae. Gene Ontology annotation, biological process: regulation of telomere maintenance via telomere lengthening; telomere capping. Gene Ontology annotation, molecular function: telomeric repeat DNA binding.
UUGGGCGGAGUGCCUCGUUCGAACCAUUGCAAGUGCGUGAAGCACCGCUCAACCGGUACGCCCAAGUGAAGAUGUGAGAAGAUUAAAUGGUGCAGUGAAGGCGGGAGGAUGUGAUGCCGAAGUUUUGAUAGAAGUGUUGCUAGCUUUGUUUUCAAACGGUUAAACAACAACAGCGGUUCUGAGGUGUAACGAUAGUUAAAUUCAGGAAAUACCGGAGUUAGUAAACAUAACCUCGGAAACAUUUCCUAAACAACUUUGAAUUGAUAAACUAGUUAGUUCCUCCUCAGCUUUGAAGUGUACUCGGGGAGUAAUGUGUCAAAGUUGCUAAGCUAACCUCAGUGUCUUAACGAGAGCUUGUGGUCACUGAGUAGCUGACUGACGGAUUCAGUAGAAUGGCAAACGUUAGAAGUAAACGAAUUGAAGAUGAUACCAGCCUUCCCUUUGCUGCUCUCCAGCUGCUGGCCCCGCCUGUGCGCCUGGUGUCUGCGGCCCUCUGGAAAGUGAUGAAGCAGAGGGAUGUGAUGCAGUAUGGGGUUGUGGAGGAAUUCGUGACAUCAGCCUGCGAGACUGUCCCAGGGCUGCUCACUGUGAGACACCAGGGCAAGCUGGCACUGGGGCUCAGAGGACGUUUAAUCUUGGAGCUGUGCUUUACACAGCUGGAUGAAAAAGUGAUUAUGCCACACCUGGAAAGGAUCCGUGCUCCUGCUGCUCUGUCAGCCUCCUCUGCUUCUACUAUGAGGAGGGAUGUGAAGAUCAUGAGAACAGUCGAGGGUUUCCAUUCUCUGGUUCAUACUCUGCUAAAAGACCCAACAGAGAGGGAACACUUCUUCAAGGAGGAGUUUCCCGUGGAUUAUGGUACAAAGUUUGACCUGGAACUAGAGAAACUGCUCUGGGAGUUUUUGAUUCGAGUGGACCAGUUGCUCCCAGUUCCAAGCCUAGCUCAGACUGUGUCUUGGCUCAGUAAUGCCCCCCCUGUCCUGGAGGAGUGUGCGCGGGCAGCCACCCAACCCCAGCUCCUGAAGAUAUUACUUGAACAUGAAACCUGUCUAGGUCACCUGGAGAAUGCAGCAUCCCUCCCUCCAAACAUGGGAGACUCCAUCCUGGCUUCACUUUCUCUGCCACCGUCUGGAAGAAUACCUUCAAAUCCUCCAACAGGAUCCAAAACGUCUGGUGUGGACCAGGCCGCUGGUACACAGACAAGAGACAACGCUCCAUUUAUUACACCGGUUAUUGGACUAAUAUCAAAUGAAGAUGUACCAUUUAUGAUCAGAACACUGAAAGGUGGUGAGGCAGCCAGUUCAAAAGAUGCAACAAACGAGCACUUGCACCCAACAGAGAGCUUGAAAUUCACUGUGGGUAAACGGAGGCAAAAAGUCAAAAAUGAUGGAGCGGAGGAGGAGAGGAGCUUCUCAGAAAGAAGCAGUGGAAUGAAACGCAAGCAACCUGACCAUGGAGAAAAAGAAUCCGAUGAGGAUGGAGAAGUGUUAGGCACUACCAGAACUGGGAAAAAGAGGAUAAACAGCAGUUUGAGAAAUGGAGCAAGCAUGCUCAGGCAGGAUAGAGGUGACCAGAGGACAAACGAGAGUGAAGAAGACGAAGCUCUAAGAAACGAGGAGCAUAACAGAGCAGCCCUUGAAACCUGUAUGACCCGGCUCGGUAUCAAAACCCUGCAUCUGUCUGAUGACCCUUCCCUCUGCCCCCUUUUGGUCUCUUGUCUGAGCAACCAACCCAGAGUUAUUAUUGAAAAGCUGUCUCUGACUCCUGCUAGAGCUCAUAUGACCGACGGAGGAGGAAAAUCCUUGUAUAAGAAACGGCAGAAUCAAAGGAAGAAGGCUCUGGGUAAAGCUCCAACACAUAAAGGCAACCAACCUCAAAAUCCUGGUUUGGAUGUUCCUGGCCUGGACAAUAAAGAGAAUUAUCCUGUAUCACCAAGUAUAAGCAGCUCUCCCUUUCAGCAACGGGGUAACGCAGCGGCGUCGGCCCUGCCAAGAGACAGUGAAGACUACGUAGCGGAUUCUGAGGAUGAGGCGACAAAGAACUUCAAAGGCAGGCUGUUUAUGAAGCGCUACUACAAGACCAGACACGGCACUUAUGUUCCCACUCUGAGGGAGUACUGGAAGCCUGGGAUGACACGGCGGGAAUUAACGUCUGCUGGCAGCAGGCGCAGAUAAGGAAAUGGAUUUUUUCACGUUGUCAAGUUUGGUGUUGGGAAACUAUCGGCAGAAAGAUGCCAGAAAAGACAAAAAUAAUAUGGAAUGCCGGCGACUGUGGAUGAUGGACAUUCAUUUUUGUUAUCUUUCUCUAUAGAUUUGAUUUCAUUGUAGCUGAAUAAGAUUUGAUCUUGAAUCAUUGGUUUGUCAUCAUGGAAAACAAGCCAUGAAAUGGCAUCAUCACUGGGUUUAUGGGUUUAUGAUUAUGGGCAACUUUGUGUUGUUUUAAAUUGUUACUUUACAGUCUGCUUGUAAAUAAAGACCAGAAAAUAUCUGGAUUAUCUGUGACAAUUGUUACUUUUAUAAACAUUUGUAAACCACACUAUGUAAUAUGCUCAGUUAAUAAAUUUAAAUUAA